AUGUCUCAGCUUGCCAGCGCGGUUCCGAGGCGUGUGGCGACUCGAGCUAAAAAUGCAACUCAGCACCCAGGAUAUAUCCUGACCGGGGGCGAAGGCCACACAAAGAGACGUACCAAAGCUCAAAAGGCCGCUGACGAUCAGCAUGUAGAGGAGGAAAAGAGGGCAAGUGAAAUGGCUGUUCAUGAAGGACAUAACCGCAUUGCUGUAUUUCAGAAAAAAAUGGAGACAGACCAAGCAGCCGCACGUGUUGAUGCGCCAAAGCCUACUCGUCCCCGCCCACGCCCACGCCCCGUAAAAAAGGCUGUAAAAGUCAUGGAGACCUCCAACUUGACUAUGGCCGAAGAUAAGGCCGUUAGCGCUAAUGGCAAGGGUGGUGGGGCUAGAGGUAAAUUAGCAGCCGGUGCUAACGUCGACCAUCCUGGGAGUGAUGCAGAGGAAGAGGUGCGAGUGCCGGGGUCACGCAAGAAGAAGGAGAAGAGGAAAGUGUUACCAGUGAAGACGCCAGUAAGAGAUGCAAUCGAAGCAGCGGGUCUUAUCGAUGAAUCAACGAUGGCACGUGAUGACGAUAAGAAGUCUGCUGAUGUCACUACAUCAGGUCCUCAAAAAUUUGGUUUUGCUGUCCAGCGUAUCCCGGGUUGGAGGACGGAAGUUCCCGCUGCCAGUGUUGGUUCUAAGCCAUCCUCCAACGCAUUGAGGAAAAGACCAUCUACGAUGCCUUCCGACUUCUCCAGUACUGCUCCCUCUUCCAAACUUACCAUGGGGAGUACUAUCAGUAGCGGUGGUGCCCCACUCACGCCCAUCAAUACUAUCGCCGAUGCUGGGGCUGACAACGUGGCAGAUCGUUUUACGACCCUGUUUGCAGACGAUGAUCUGGCUGAAUCAGUUGAGCGCUCUCAAGCCCUUGCCCGUAUGUCCAAACCAAUAGCUGCUCAGGUCCCUGAUACUUCAGUACGAACAAAUCAAUCCCAUCGCAAUGCCAAUUUGACUCCUCGACAGAUCAACGCAAUUCAGCCUGACGUUUCCGACGAUGAAAUGAAUGUUGAGGCGACCCCCCCAGUAGUAGCUUCCCUCGUUAACUAUGGAUCCGACACUGACAUGGAAUCUGAUCUCGAGCCUCCUCCUUCUACACAGGUCCCCCGAGGAUAUUACGAUGCUGAUAUCCGUCGAGCUGCAGCUCUCGCUCGAACUUCAACAUCCCACUCUACCAUUCUGGCGACGAAUACACCUUCAUCCGAUGUUGAAUUUGUGGGGCACAGCAAACCUGUGGUGGUCAAGACCGAAUCUGAACCAGUGUCCUUGCGGGUCACAUCUGCGACUAAUGUUGGCGUCAAGCACAAAGCUCCUGCGGCUAAGCGGACAAAGUCUUCCGUCACACAUACUCGCAGUCUUUCCAGUAUCUCGAGUGCUACUUCUGGCGCCGUGUCAAACUCUGAUGAUGUCCAGACCGACCAAGACCGCGAAGAUUUCGCAAACAACUUACUUUUCAAACUAGGGUUCUUAUAUGGUAGCAUCACGGAGGACGGACAAUUCAAGAAACCCUUUCAGUCGGAACUCCUUGUUCAAAUGGAACGCGCCCUCAAGAUUAUCGGCCGUGACAAGACGCUCAUCAGUGAACUGGAGGUCAACAGUAAAGGCAAUGCUGUCAAAGUCCCCCACAGUAUGAACAAAGCCUCAGGCAAGAUCAGCAACUCUCGAAAGGCCUUUUCCGACACCAACUUUGGUGCGGCAACCAGGGGCUAUAUGAAGUCCAUCAAUCGCCUCGACGAGUCGAUCCUCCAGGACGUCUGGGGCCGCACGAAGGAGAUCGCUGCGAGGAGGCGUGGUGCGCCCCCCACUGUGGAAGAAGAUUCUGAGGAUGAGCGCGCACUCAUCUUUGAUACCUGGUACUGUCCUUUUCUGUCACUUUCUAGUGUCCCAACUGACGGAUUUCGGUGCUACUUUCUGUUUUAUAGAGUUGUACUGCCCCUUCCUCUCGUCAUUCAUCAUCGCUGUUCCCUGCUUGUUUGUUCACUGUUGCCCGCCGCGCGCAUGUUAAAUGUCUCGUUUUCGCUACUUACCAGUACUUUCAUAUUGCUUUCUCUCCUUUUUGUCUCGCUUAAUAUACAAAUGCAAUGA
This is a messenger RNA of Suillus fuscotomentosus, 2115 nucleotides long. RefSeq lists its product as uncharacterized. The transcript is spliced from 7 exons. Bases 1 to 2115 code for a protein of 704 amino acids. The record is from RefSeq and is a predicted model, not a curated record. Lineage: Eukaryota; Fungi; Basidiomycota; Agaricomycetes; Boletales; Suillaceae.